AUAACCCUUCCCUGUUGAUAACACCUCCACGGUAUAUAAAAAAUGAAAAACUUGAUCAUUUGAAUCAGUUUUAUUAAGAUAUUAAGCAAAAUCCAAACAAAAAUUACAAUGGCAAUUAAGACUUUAUUUUUAGUCGUUAUUUUGGCUGCUAAUGUUAUUGAUUUCUCGAAGGGCAAUAAAGAUACUCAAUUAUCAGGUGUAAUUGACAUAGUUGAUAAUAUUCUACCAACACGCAAUCCUUGCAAUUGUCAAAAAGAAUUAGAUCGAAUAUAUGAUACACUCUGUGAAGUAUAUGAGGAUGUCACCGAGUUAAGCUGUGAAAUUGAUGAUAUAAAAAAAUACAUGGACAAACUAGAACAAAGAACUUGCCGACAAAAUUCCACUCUCACCUCACUUAAAGUUGAAAUUGAUAAAGUCAAGAAAAAUCAAACAAACACAGUAAAUUUGCUAAAGGUACAAACUACUGUACUGCAAAAAAUUAUCGUUAACUUAAAGAAAAUCGAAGAUGAAGACACUAAAAUACACAAACAGGUUGAUAAACAAACUGGCAGUAUACACUACUUAUACCAACUGGUAUUAAAUACUGUAAUUUGUUUAGGAAAGUAACGUUAGCUAAUAUAAUUUUAUUUAUUUAAAUUAUUUGUGCUGAUAUUCAGUGUAGGAAUUUAAAUGUAAAUCAUAUUAAAAAUAAAUUAUUUUUUGGCGUUUAA
Diabrotica virgifera virgifera (western corn rootworm) is the source of this 710-nucleotide messenger RNA. RefSeq lists its product as uncharacterized. The record is from RefSeq and is a predicted model, not a curated record. NCBI's taxonomy places the organism in Eukaryota, Metazoa, Arthropoda, Insecta, Coleoptera, Chrysomelidae. The coding region runs from base 109 to 606 and encodes 165 amino acids. The transcript is spliced from 3 exons.